Messenger RNA from Helianthus annuus (common sunflower), 1446 nucleotides. RefSeq names its product metal tolerance protein 4. Lineage: Eukaryota; Viridiplantae; Streptophyta; Magnoliopsida; Asterales; Asteraceae. Gene Ontology annotation, molecular function: manganese ion transmembrane transporter activity. Gene Ontology annotation, biological process: monoatomic cation transport; transmembrane transport. Gene Ontology annotation, cellular component: membrane. The record is from RefSeq and is a predicted model, not a curated record. The transcript is spliced from 7 exons. The coding region runs from base 33 to 1238 and encodes 401 amino acids.
CAUCUUCUUUCUAUCAAAGAUAGAGAGAGAAGAUGGAGGAGGGAAAAGAGGCCCUGUUGUCUCCAAAGACACCUCGUCGGGGACGGCGGUUGAGUCGGGUGUACUCGGUGAACUCACUUAGAACCGAGUUCUUGACUCGGUUGCCUGAUAAGGUCCGGUCUGCUAUCGAUAUCGAGUCGUCUUCUUUUGCGAUAUCGUCUAAGUCAUCACCUUCCUUAACUCAAGGUGAAAAGGAGUAUUAUGAAAAACAAUUUGCAACAUUGAAGUCAUUUGAGGAGGUUGAUGCUAUAGUAUCAUCUGAUCAUGGGAUAGGUGAGGAAGAUAUGGAUGAACAGAUUCAGCAAGAAAGAGCUAUGAAGAUCUCUAAUUAUGCCAACAUUCUAUUACUGGCAUUUAAGAUCUUUGCUACAAUAGAGACCGGAUCCAUUGCGAUAGCGGCAUCCACACUGGACUCCUUACUCGAUCUAAUGGCUGGUGGCAUCCUUUGGUUCACUCACCUUUCAAUGCAAAGCAUCAACUUAUACAAGUACCCUAUUGGCAAACUCAGGGUGCAGCCUGUCGGAAUCAUUAUCUUUGCUGCAAUUAUGGCCACACUCGGCUUUCAGGUAUUAAUUCAGGCCAUAGAACAGCUUAUCGAAAACAAGCCUGCAGAAAAGAUGUCAUCGCUUCAACUGUUAUGGUUAUACAUAAUCAUGUUAACUGCAACGGUUGUUAAACUCGCGUUAUGGUUAUACUGCAGAAGUUCAGGGAACGAGAUUGUUCGAGCCUAUGCAAAGGAUCAUUACUUUGAUGUGGUAACAAAUGUAGUCGGAUUAAUUGCUGCGGUUCUUGGUGAUAAGUUCAACUGGUGGAUCGACCCGGUUGGUGCGAUUAUUCUCGCGGUUUAUACGAUUGUAAACUGGUCUGGAACUGUCAAGGAAAAUGCAGUUUCAUUAGUGGGACAAUCAGCACCACCUGAAAUCAUGCAAAAGCUAACUUAUCUUGUAACAAGGCAUCCGAAAGUGAAGCGAGUUGACACCGUUCGCGCAUACACAUUCGGAGUUUUGUAUUUCGUGGAGGUUGAUAUUGAACUCCCUGAGGAUUUGUCACUAAAAGAAGCCCACGCGAUAGGCGAAUCGCUGCAAAUAAAUAUCGAAAAACUUUUGGAGGUUGAACGCGCAUUUGUUCAUCUAGACUUUGAAUGUGAUCACAAACCGGAGCACUCGGUUCUAACCAGGCUUCCCAAUAGUGACCCAUGAAUGGUCAGUUCAUGGACCAGAUGUGUAUUUCUUUUUGUUGUUGAAUUGUAGUUAUGUUUGUUAGGAUCAUGUCUUGACAAAAAGAGUCAAUAAGUCAACUUUAAGUUUUCUUUUUUUUUUUUUUUUUUUUUUUUUUUUUUUUUUGUGGAAAUGUAUAAACAAUUUGGAUGACUUUAGUGAAAUUGUGAGAUCAUUGUGUUUUCUGCAA